Bathycoccus prasinos is the source of this 1377-nucleotide messenger RNA. Its product is annotated as RNA pseudouridine synthase. The record is from RefSeq and is a predicted model, not a curated record. Gene Ontology annotation, molecular function: pseudouridine synthase activity; RNA binding. NCBI's taxonomy places the organism in Eukaryota, Viridiplantae, Chlorophyta, Mamiellophyceae, Mamiellales, Bathycoccaceae. The transcript has a single exon. Bases 1 to 1377 code for a protein of 458 amino acids. Gene Ontology annotation, biological process: pseudouridine synthesis.
AUGGCUUCCGACGGCGGAUUUCUAAACCAUGCACUUGACGAAGAUGGUAGUGAGAUGACUAGGAACGAAACAGUGGUGAAUCCAAACAGUGAAAUUACGUUUCGACCGUCUCGGCGCGCAUCGCGGACUGAGAAUAAGCGAACGCAUCCGUCGUAUUUUUGUCCAGCUUGCAACGCCCAAUGCAAAGCAACCGUAUUUCGGCGUCACACUCAAAAAUGUUGUCCGGAUAUCGAAAGCGCCGUAGGGAAAGAAGCGUGGAUGACCGAGGAUAUGGAUUUAAUCAUGGUAAAAGCACAGAAGCACGCGAACGAAAUGCUCGAGGAAAUGAAACGCUUGGCUUUCACCGAUGGCGCUCGAAUGUCGCAUGCUGAAGUUGCGCAAACUUUGAACGUCACCGAACUUCGAGUCAAGAACGCGCUCAGGUUACAUUCAAAAUCCAUACCCCUCAAUAACGAUACGACUCCAGUUGAAGUUAUAUUUGAAAACGAAGAUAUAUUAGUCGUCAAUAAGCCGCCGUAUUUACGAACGCAUCCAAUCCAUCGACACACUGGAACGAGCUUAAUCAACAGAUGUAUUUCGCACCUCGGCGGGAAAGAGUGUUACAUCGUGCACCGAUUGGAUAUGGACACUUCUGGUGUCAUUCUGUUUGUAAAGAAUCCGUUAUUAACGAGAGGUUUUGCGGAGCAGUUCAUGACACGCGAGGCAAAGAAAACAUACCUCGCACUGUGUGUUGGGGUUCUGCCUCUGGGGAAAGAAGAAGUGCAAGCUUUUGAAGUAAACGCGCCGAUUUCAAGUUGCAAUAAGUGUAAAGAGGGGCGGGCAGUUUCAUUUGCAACAGAUGACCUUGAGGCCAAAGAGUCGAGGACGACGUUCGAUUUCUUUUCUUGGAAAAAAGACGAUGAACUAGCGAUAGAUAGCUUACCCACGGAGCGUGCGCGUGGGGUAUCGAUUUUGCUCGAGGGCACAGAAAAUACGAACGUUGAGAAAAAAAACGAAAGCGGCUCGUGGAAUCCCAUUUCUGUAGCAGCGCUCGUGUUGGCAUCUCCAAAAACAGGUCGCACACAUCAGAUACGCGUUCAUUUAGCACACGCCGGUUUACCAAUUCUUGGCGACAUGCUCUACGGUCCACACGCGCGGUGGGUCGUUCCACGCUGCGACGCGUGGUCGGACGAUUCCACCUCCAAGCCGCGAUACAAAUGGUCAGCGGAUAAACCGAAGGGCAAAUGGGCGAAAGAUGGCUUAGAUUUAGAUAGGCAAGCGUUACACGCGUAUCGAUUAGAAGUUACGCAUCCUUUGACGAAUGAACGGCUGAGUUUUGAAGCGCCUCUACCCGAUGAUAUGAAGAAAGCGUUAGAUGUAUUAGGAAUAGACUAUUAG